GCCGCUGCUCCCGCGCUCCGGCCCCUCCUCGGCCACACAAAGGCCCGUCUCCAUGGCAGCCGCGCGGGCCGGAGCGCAGCGCCGAACGCGGCCCGGGCGCCAUCGAGUCUUGUCGGCGGACGAGCAGCGAAUCUUGAUGCCAGCCGGGAGCAGUGACUGAGCUGGACCACUGGAGCCUGGGGGCCCCGGGGCGAUGGCUCUGCAGCUCUGGGCCCUGACCCUCCUGGGCCUGCUGGGCACGGGCUCGGGGCUGCGGCCCCGGAAGCUGGACUCCUUCCAAAGCAAGACGGAGCUGAACCACCUGGUGGUGGAUGAGGCGUCGGGCGUGGUGUACGUCGGGGCGGUGAACGCGCUCUACCAGCUGAGCGCCGACCUGCAGCUGGAGCAGAAGGUGGACACGGGCCCGGCCCUGGACAACAAGAAGUGCACGCCGCCCAUCGAGAUCAGCCAGUGCCACGAGGCCGUGCCCACCGACAACGUCAACCAGCUGCUGCUGCUGGACCCGCCGGGCCGGCGCCUGGUGGAGUGCGGCAGCCUCUUCAAGGGCAUCUGCGCCCUGCGCGCCCUCAGCAACAUCUCCACGCGCCUCUUCUACGAGGACAGCAGCGGCGAGCGGUCCUUCGUGGCCAGCAACGACGAGAGCGUGGCCACCGUGGGGCUGGUGAGCGCCACCGACCCGGGCGGCGAGCAGCGCAUGCUGUUCGUGGGCAAAGGCAACGGCCCGUACGACAACGGCGUCAUCGUGAGCACCCGGCUGCUGGACCGCGUGGCGGGCAGGGAGGCCUUCGAGGCCUACACGGACCACGCCACCUACAAGGCCGGCUACCUGUCCACCAACACGCAGGAGUUCGUGGCGGCCUUCGAGGACAGCCUCUACGUCUUCUUCGUCUUCAACCAGCAGGACAAGCACCCGCUGCGCAGCCGCACGCUGCUGGCCCGCAUGUGCAAGCAGGACCCCUACUACUACUCCUACCUGGAGAUGGAGCUGCAGUGCCUGGACCCCGGGGACCCGCCCACCCCCUUCAGCACCUGCCUGGCCGCCUCCGCCGCCACCUCGGGCGCCGGCAAGGUGCUCUACACCGUCUUCACCAGAGAGGACCGGGCAGGCGGGGGGCCCCGGGCCGGCCUCUGCCUGUUCCCGCUGGACGAGAUCCACGAGAAGAUAAAGGAGAUCCGCAACGCCUGCUACAUGGGCGACCCGCAGAGCAGCCCGGACGACUUCUACAAGCCCUUCCACGGCGAGAUCCAGUGUGGCGGCCAGGGCCUGGGUGCCGGCGAGAGCUUCCUGUGUGGCUCGGAGCACCUGCCCUACCCCCUGGGCAGCCGCAAGGGACUCGUCGCCACGGCCGUGCUGCAGCGCGGAGGCCUGAACCUGACGGCCGUGACCGUGGCCACCGAGAACGGCCACACCAUUGCCUUCCUGGGCACCUCCGACGGCCAGGUCCUCAAGGCGUACCUGGCCCCCGACGGCAGCUCCGUGGAGUACGGCUCCAUCCUGGUGGAGAUCAACAAGAGGGUCAAGCAGGACCUGGUGCUGUCCGCUGACCAGGCCAGUUUGUACGCCAUGACCCAGGACAAGGCGUUCCGGCUUCCUGUGCAGGAGUGCUCGAGCUCCCUCAGCUGCAUACAGUGUCUCGGCUCCCGGGACCCCUACUGCGGCUGGUGCAUCGUCAAGGGGCGAUGCAGCCGGAGGGCUGAGUGCCCACGGGCCGAGGAGAGCGGACACUGGCUGUGGAGCCGCGGGGAGUCCUGUGUGACCAUCACGGGGGCCCAGCCCCAGAACAUGAGCCGGCGGGCCCAGGGGGAGGUGCAGCUGACCGUCAGCCCGCUCCCGGCCCUGGGCGAGGACAAGCUGCUGUGCCUCUUCGGGGACUCUCCGGCACACCCUGCCCGCGUGGAGGGGGACGCCGUGGUGUGCAACUCCCCGAGCAACAUCCCCAGCACGCCGUCCGGCCAGGACCAUGUGGCCGUGGAGAUCCAGCUCAGGUUCACGCACAGCGAUGUCUUCCUCACCUCCCACCAGUACCCCUUCUACGACUGCAGCGAGGCCAUGAAACUGGAGAAGAAUCUGCCGUGCAUCUCCUGUGCCAGCAACCGCUGGACCUGCCAGUGGGACAUGCGCUACCAUGAGUGUCGGGAGGCCUCGCCCAACCCUGGGGACGGCGUUGUGCCCGCUCACAUGGAGGACAGCUGCCCCCAGUUCCUGAGCCCCAGCCCGCUGGUCAUCCCCAUGAGCUACGAGACAGAUGUGACCUUCCAGGGCGAGAACCUGGACACAGUGAAGGUCUCCUCCCUGCACGUGGGCAGUGACCUCCCCAAGUUCGAGGUGACAGUGAACACGCGGGAGCCAGGAACCUUCCACUUUCGGACCCCGAAGCUGUCCCACGACGAGAGCGAAACGCUGCCCCUGCACCUGUACGUCAAGUCCUACGGCAAAUACAUUGACAGCAAGCUCCAAGUGACCCUCUAUAACUGCUCCUUCGGCCGCAGCGACUGCAGCCUGUGCCUGGCCGCCGACCCCGCCUACAAGUGCGUGUGGUGCGGCGGGCAGGGCAGGUGCGUGUACGAGGCGCUCUGCAGCAACGCCACCUCCGAGUGCCCGCCGCCCGUCAUCACCGAGAUCCAGCCGGAGACCGGCCCCCUGGGCGGCGGCAUUCGAGUCACGAUCCUCGGGUCGAAUUUGGGGGUCAGGGCGGACGACGUCAAGAGCGUCACCGUGGCCGGCAAGAACUGCGCCUUUGAGCCGGAACGGUAUUCCGUGUCCACCAGGAUCGUGUGUGCCAUUGAGGCCACGGAGGCGCCCUUCACGGGGGGCGUGGAGGUGGACAUCAAUGGGAAGCAUGGCCGCUCUCCACCCCACGUCCAGUUCACCUACCAGGAGCCCCAACCCCUCAGCGUGGAGCCAAGGGAGGGGCCGCAGGCAGGCGGCACCACGCUGACCAUCAACGGCACCAACCUGGACACGGGCUCUAAGGAAGACGUGCGCGUGACCAUUGGUGGCGUCCCUUGCAAUGUGACGCAGUUUGGGGCGCAGCUCCAGUGUGUCACGGGCCCCCAGGCAGCCCCGGGGCAGCUGUCCUUGGAGAUCUACUACGGGGGCUCCCUGGUGCCCAGCUCCGGAAUCACCUUCACCUACCGCGAGAACCCCGUGCUGCGGGCCUUUGAGCCCCUGCGAAGCUUUGCCAGGGCGCCUGCUCUGGAGCUGGCUGGGUGCCUCCCUUGCCCAGCUGUGCCCACUCAGGCACCCCCCACCCCCAGUGGCGGCCGCAGCAUCAACGUGACGGGGCAGGGCUUCGGCCUGAUCCAGAACUUCUCCAUGGUGGUCAUCGCGGAGCCUCUGCAGCCCUGGCGGCGCCGGCGGGAGGCCGGACCCCUGCCGCCCCACACGAUCGUGGGCACAGAGUACACGCGCUACAACGACUCCAGGGUCGUGUUCCUGUCCCCGGCCGUGCCCGAGGACCCCGAGGCCUACAACCUCACGGCGCUCAUUCAGAUGGACGGGCACCGUGUCCUGCUCAGGACCGAGGCUGGGGCCUUCGAGUACGUGUCCGAUCCCACCUUCAAGAACUUCUCUGGGGGCGUCAAGAAGCAGGUCAACAAGCUCAUCCACGCCCAGGGCACCAACCUGAACAAGGCGAUGACGCUGCAUGAGGCCGAGGCCUUUGUGGGGGCGGAGCGCUGCGUCAUGAAGACGCUGACCGAGACCGACCUGUACUGCGAGCCCCCGGAGGUGCAGCCGCCCCCUAAGCGGCGGCAGAAGCGAGACACGACACUCAAUCUGCCCGAGUUCAUUGUGAAGUUCGGCUCCCGGGAGUGGGUGCUGGGCCGCGUAGAGUAUGACAGUCGUGUGAGCGAGGUGCCGCUCAGCGUCAUCCUGCCGCUGGUCAUGGUGCCCAUGGUCAUCAUCAUCGCCCUGUCUGUCUACUGCUACUGGAGGAAGAGCCAGCAGGCGGAGCGCGAGUACGAGAAGAUCCGCUCGCAGCUGGAGGGCCUGGAGGAGAGCGUGCGCGACCGCUGCAAGAAGGAGUUCACGGACCUGAUGAUCGAGAUGGAGGACCAGACAAACGACGUGCACGAGGCCGGCAUCCCGGUGCUGGACUACAAGACCUACACGGACCGCGUCUUCUUCCUGCCGUCCAAGGACGGCGACAAGGACGUGAUGAUCACGGGCAAGCUGGACAUCCCCGAGUCGCGGCGGCCCGUGGUGGAGCAGGCGCUGUACCAGUUCUCCAACCUGCUCAACAGCAAGUCCUUCCUCAUCAACUUCAUCCACACCCUGGAGAACCAGCGCGAGUUCUCGGCGCGCGCCAAGGUGUACUUCGCGUCGCUGCUGACGGUGGCGCUGCACGGGAAGCUCGAGUACUACACGGACAUCAUGCGCACGCUCUUCCUGGAGCUCAUGGAGCAGUAUGUGGUGGCCAAGAACCCCAAGCUGAUGCUGCGCAGGUCGGAGACGGUGGUGGAGAGGAUGCUGUCCAAUUGGAUGUCCAUCUGCCUGUACCAGUACCUCAAGGACAGCGCGGGCGAGCCUCUCUACAAGCUCUUCAAGGCCAUCAAGCACCAGGUGGAGAAGGGCCCGGUGGACGCCGUGCAGAAGAAGGCCAAGUACACCCUCAACGACACGGGGCUGCUGGGGGACGACGUGGAGUACGCGCCCCUGACGGUGAGCGUGAUCGUCCAGGACGAAGGGGUGGACGCCAUCCCCGUCAAGGUGCUCAACUGCGACACCAUCUCCCAGGUCAAGGAGAAGAUCAUCGACCAGGUGUACCGCACGCAGCCGUGCUCCCGCUGGCCCAAGGCGGACAGUGUGGUUCUGGAGUGGCGCCCCGGGUCCACGGCCCAGAUCCUGUCCGACCUGGACCUGACGUCCCAGCGGGACGGCCGGUGGAAGCGCGUCAACACGCUCAUGCACUACAACGUCCGGGACGGCGCCACGCUCAUCCUGUCCAAAGUGGGGGUCUCGCAGCAGCCGGAGGACAGCCAGCAGGACCUGCCUGGGGAGCGCCACGCCCUCCUGGAGGAUGAGAACCGAGUGUGGCACCUGGUGCGGCCCACGGACGAGGUGGAGGAGGGCAAGUGCAAGCGCGGCAGCAUGAAGGAGAAGGAGCGCACCAAGGCCAUUACUGAGAUCUACCUGACCCGCCUGCUGUCCGUCAAGGGCACGCUGCAGCAGUUCGUGGACAACUUCUUCCAGAGCGUGCUGGCGCCGGGCCUGGCCGUGCCGCCCGCCGUCAAGUACUUCUUCGACUUCCUGGACGAGCAGGCGGAGAAGCACGACAUCAAGGACGAGGACACCAUCCACAUCUGGAAGACCAACAGUUUACCGCUCCGGUUCUGGGUGAACAUCCUGAAGAACCCCCACUUCAUCUUUGACGUGCACGUCCACGAGGUGGUCGACGCCUCGCUGUCCGUCAUCGCGCAGACCUUCAUGGACGCCUGCACGCGCACGGAGCACAAGCUGAGCCGGGACUCUCCCAGCAACAAGCUGCUCUACGCCAAGGAGAUCUCGACCUACAAGAAGAUGGUGGAGGAUUACUACAAGGGGAUCAGACAGAUGGUGCAGGUCAGCGACCAGGACAUGAACACACACCUGGCGGAGAUUUCCCGGGCGCACACGGACUCCCUGAACACCCUCGUGGCCCUGCACCAGCUCUACCAGUACACGCAGAAGUACUACGACGAGAUCAUCAACGCCCUGGAGGAGGACCCUGCUGCCCAGAAGAUGCAGCUGGCCUACCGCCUGCAGCAGAUUGCAGCGGCCCUGGAGAACAAGGUCACCGACCUCUGACCUCUGACCUCCGGCACCACGGUCCCGAGGCACAGGUGUGUGAUGCCCAGUGCCGGCACUGGGCGGCGCCUGGGGAAGGAGGCCGAAGCCAGCGGUGGGCCAGCCCUCCUCUCUCGCCGGCGGAGGAAGCGCCCCCCGCCCCUGGGGUGUGCGAGCGUGGGUGCGGCGGGAACCCCCCUCCGUGUUGGUAGCCACGUAGCGUCUUUCUCCUGAGCAAUAGUGCCUGGCGCCCUCCAGCACCAGCCCCUCCGGAACACCAGCAUCGGGCGUUGUCUCCGCGUGGAGUCUCCUGAGCUAUUCGCAAAUGUGCCUUUCGCCCCCGGCGCCACCCCACGUCGCUAGGGGCCGCCGGGCCCCAGCCCCCCCUCCUGAGCACCAGCAGCCGCCCGGUGAGGGUCUGGCCUCUUUGGGGGGUCUGAGUGCCUGCAGCCCCAGGGCCCGAGCCCAGACUGUCUGCCCGCCCGGACGGGAGGAGAAAAGCGGUACGAUGCCUUCCUGACCUCGCCUGCCCGGCCGCGGGCACCAGCCGUCUGGGCGGCGGACUCUGCGCUCCGGGCCUCACCUCAAAGGUCAAGCUGGAUGUCAGACGUCGAGGCCCAGGCAGCCAGAGGGGACCCAGAGACGGUCCGGCCUCGGCCUGUCAGACAGGCCGUCCUGGAGGCUCCGCCCGGUCUGUGGGGGGCCAGGAGGAGCUCGGCUAGGACACCCCCACCCCUUUUGUAAAUCUUGUUCAUUGUAAAUCAAAUACAACUGUCUUUUUCACUCUG
This is a messenger RNA of Myotis myotis, 6555 nucleotides long. RefSeq names its product plexin B2 (gene PLXNB2). NCBI's taxonomy places the organism in Eukaryota, Metazoa, Chordata, Mammalia, Chiroptera, Vespertilionidae. The coding region runs from base 194 to 5788 and encodes 1864 amino acids. Gene Ontology annotation, biological process: regulation of cell migration; regulation of cell shape; positive regulation of axonogenesis. The transcript is spliced from 37 exons. The record is from RefSeq and is a predicted model, not a curated record. Gene Ontology annotation, molecular function: semaphorin receptor activity; protein binding. Gene Ontology annotation, cellular component: semaphorin receptor complex.